This is a messenger RNA of Gaeumannomyces tritici R3-111a-1, 1654 nucleotides long. RefSeq lists its product as hypothetical. NCBI's taxonomy places the organism in Eukaryota, Fungi, Ascomycota, Sordariomycetes, Magnaporthales, Magnaporthaceae. The transcript has a single exon. The record is from RefSeq and is a predicted model, not a curated record. Bases 293 to 763 code for a protein of 156 amino acids.
GCUCGCUCCGCACCGUUGCCCGCAUCUUGCGAUUCACUCUUUUAACCCCCCGAAAAGGAUUUUUUCUUUCCAGCUGUUUCUCAGCGCGCCGCUCUCUACCGUCUCCUUGUCAUCACCUGCCUCUGUUCAACCCCAUUCGUUUCGUCCGUCGUCUUCGAUCCUCGUCGGCCUUCUCACCUCGAUCAAAGCAGCCCGCCUUGCUAGCCCCGAUACAGCAAACGGAGCACACGCAGGUCUUCACCGAUACACAAGAGUCGCCCACGCUCGCUCAACCGGCACACCCACUGUCAAGAUGCUCGCUUCGAACGUCGUCUACGGCAUCGUCGCCUCCUUCGCCGCCCUCGCCGCGGCUCAGACCACGUCGGGCACCACCACGUCGACGGCCACCAUGACCAGGACCAUCACCAUCACCACGUGCAACCCCGAGGUUUCCAACUGCCCUGGCCGCACUAGCUCCACCAGCAGCUCCAGCUCUAUCAGCACCGCUGUCAACACCACCACCAGCUCCGUCAUGAGCACCAGCAGCACCUACUACCCGACCGCCAACCUGACGUCAGCCUUUCCCGUGCCCUCCAAGAACGCCACCUCAUACAUGCCUCACGCGCCCACCAAGAUCGUCACUACGGGUGGCACGUCGCUGCCGCCGGCGCCUACCCUCACCCCGCCCGUAACCCUCCCCGUUGGCAGCGGCGGCAGCGCCGUCUUCUUCCAGAGCGGCCUGAUGCUCGGACUCCUGGGUGCCGGUGUCGCCAUCCUGGCCUAAACCCACACUCCAACAGGCCUACUCCCUCUCUCCAGCCAACCAGCCGGUCCAAGCAAAUUCACCCCCAGUCGCCAUUGGGGCCUAGCUGUCUCGGUUUCACCUCAUUACGCUUUAAUCUUCGCUUCUGUUUGCGCUCAGAGAUACCCAAACCACUCAGCAAUGGUACUGUUGCGUCUUAAUUCUUAAAAUCUACAUCAGGGGACGUCGAUGUUUGUUGCAUAUUUGGCGGAGUCGCGUUGCUUGAUUUGACUGGCAUUUGACGGAGCACAUGUUUUGUUGCUCAUCUUGGAUUACGAUCUGGGCUGUCAGCCGACAGGACCUGAGACAAACUACCAUACCACCUCGGAUGUGGCUCGUCGCGGCAGAGCUAGACCGGCUUCCAUGUCUCGCUCGUUGUCGAUUUGCCUCAGCAAACAACGCCGUUUUGGAGAUGGUUAGGCCUUGGGGUGUCUCGGCUUUCACUUCGUGUCGCAUACUUAACUACCCUGCAUCACCCCCUGCCUUGUCUUCUGCUGUUGUCCCCUCGAAGAUAAGGGCGAAUGGGGAUGGAUUCGUCGGCCUGGACAUAGUUGGAUGGAAGCGAUCAAUUCAUGGGAUGACGGCCAAAUCAAGAGAGACAUUGAUGAUUGACAGUUUGGCGUCUUCGGUUCAAGUGAGGUGAUGCUGAUGUAUAUUGAUAUAAGAAGGGAAAUGAAAUGAACGCCUUGUAAGGAGACGGGAAGCGAAACACUUGUCCGUGGGUCUUGUCGACCCCGUCUCCCUGCAGCCCUACAAGCUUAAGAUUUUGGAAGGCUGUCGACCCUCAACUCACGUCAUGAAUCGUCAUGCGUGGUCCUCUGUGCCUGGCCUCGUGCACGUUCUUCAUCCAAACACUCGUCAACUGCCAGCUGG